Messenger RNA from Nerophis ophidion (straightnose pipefish), 8808 nucleotides. RefSeq names its product sperm associated antigen 17 (gene spag17). Bases 138 to 6125 code for a protein of 1995 amino acids. Gene Ontology annotation, cellular component: axonemal central apparatus. Gene Ontology annotation, biological process: epithelial cilium movement involved in extracellular fluid movement; axonemal central apparatus assembly. The transcript is spliced from 48 exons. NCBI's taxonomy places the organism in Eukaryota, Metazoa, Chordata, Actinopteri, Syngnathiformes, Syngnathidae. The record is from RefSeq and is a predicted model, not a curated record.
AGUAAAGUAUUUUCACUUAGUGGGUGACUUGACUGUUGUGGUCGUCAUGGGCAACAAAUGCGCGACGAACCUUGACCAUGUUGUUUUACUCUUUUAUUGAAGUUUACUUUGUUUAAAUUGACAGCCUCUCUUAAGAAAUGGCGCCGAAGGCCGCUAAAAAGGACAAGGCGAAGAAACCUCCCGCCGCACAAGGUCCGGAAGCGCAGAGUUGGGAGAGUGGUCUUGCGAACGCACAGUUUGAAGAGGAGCAAUGGCGAGCCUGUGUGUGUUUCAUGGUUGGAAGAAGUCCACAUGACGAGGACCUAAUUCCCACUUUGCUUCGAGCUGUGCAGCCACCGCAACGCAAACUUUUUAGCGCACUGACAUGGGAACACACAGCAGCAAAGAUUAUAGAAUAUGGGAAUCCUAAAGCUAAGAAACGUGAACAUUUCCCUCAAUUUUAUGAGGUGACCGAGCGUGCAAAGGUGCUGCUCGACGCAAAAGAGGAGAUUCCUACACAGCUUAUGGCACAAAUAGUCAAGUUUAUGUUCCUGCAGAUCAAAGAGAGUGACCAUCAGAGGAGAAAAGCAAAACAAGCGGACGAAACGGCUGUGACCACCAAGGAUAAAGCAGGUCCCAAAGGAAAAGGCAAAGGCAAAGACAAAAAGCCAAAGGAGGAGCCACCCCCCACGUCCAAAACAAAGCUUAAACGGAGGGAUGAAGUUGAGCCACCUAAGUACAUAGACGACGAGCCAGUUGACGGCCCUCAACACUACAUCCUGCUGCUUGGCUUUCACCAGCCUCAAUUGAUCGGGGCGCUUGAUGCUGCGGGCGUGCGCGUGUCCAAUGUCAUCAGUUUGAGUUCCCCGCCCCCACCGCAGCAGCCGGCGGGGUAUGAGGAAGAGGAUGAGGAAGAGAUCUCUGAGGCCGAUGCCAAACUUGAGGACACUGCUGCUAAAGAGAAGUGGGAUGCUCAGGCCAAGGUGCUUGACCACUUCUGGUCUGGUUUGAGACAAGUGUUAGACAAUGCCGCAGGCAACUCUCAACUGCACAACGUGGCUCAGCUGGAGUAUACGGUCCCGGAUGUCCUGAUAACAUUUGAUCCGGAGGAUCCCGAGGCUGUGAUGGGCACGGCGACACAAAUGUUUGAGGGCGUGGCCAACCUAAUCUACGACUGUCUGGACUGGCGCAGGCAGCACCAGCACUACAUAGACACCACCCACUUCUUAGCUGUGCCCACUGUAGUCACGGUGGACCGCUCUCUACCUCCAGAGCCACCACCAACUCUAUCGCCACAGUCCAAGAAAUCCGGGCGCCCUCCUCCACCAAAGAAGGCGGCAUUGUCUCUCACCACUGAUGUGGACAUGCAUCACUACAGCAGCCUCCUCGACCACGUGCCAGCUGAGGCCUGCUCGGUGCCGCUGAUCUUGCACUGUAUGCUGGAGCAGGUUGUGUUGACGAGUGAGCAGUUCCUUCAGCCACUCGUGUCUGAUGAAUCAGGGCCUCAGAAUGUCCCCCCUCUGGACCAUGAGCUAGUUGGUCAAAUGCUCAACACAAUCUUGCCUCGGGUCCACGCAGAUGAAGAGAGGAAACACUUGCUGCAAAGUUUGUUGACCACAGUAAACAGAGAAGAGGACAAGGAGAUCAUUAAGGAGAAGUUUGACAAAGAAGAGACUCCCAAGAAGCCUGAGCAACCUGUGAUCAUUAGACACCAUGAUGAAAGAGCACUGCGCCUAUUUGGUGUAAAUGGGGUUCAGGGUUUCGAUCCCCCCCAGGUGGAGGCAUCCAUGAUGAGGUGGUCACCAGUAUGGAAUCUAAUCGAUUCUGUGGCUCAUAGACAAAAAAGCUCUUGCUGGAGGGCCAUUAAGCAACAACUCCAGCACCAAUGCACUGAUGAGGAAGUGUCAUGGCCACAAGUGGAGCGCUUUUUUCACCAGAGUGUGUUUGAGAGCAUGUGGCUGACUGGGCUGGAUGAAAAUGGUGUCCUGAGAAAAGAUUCUGGAGCUCUGAGCAUGUUGGACACAGUACAAAACCACCCCCUAAACCCAUGGGACAACCCGCUGUCUUUUGCCAAGAAAACUCUGCGCAAAAAAUGUCCAAAGUUUGUACACGAAGACUGUGCUACCACAAAGGUCAGCGAGCAACGAGAAAGUCAGCUGUCCCUAGCAGAUAUUCAGAGUUGUCGACUAAGGUCUCUCUUGGACUGGCACUAUGUGGAACACUACGACGCUGCCAUCUUACCACAGGUUCUUCAGUCAGCUGCUCAACGAUAUCGCUGUGUGGACACACUCAAAGGAAGUCAUAAUAAUGUCAUGUACAUCUUCUGCCACAAUCCGAUAAGUCCUAAUCGCAUGUGCACAGAAUUCUGGAAUGUAGACCUGCACACGGACGUCAAGUUCAGGAUAUACUUGGAGCAUGUAGCAAACACCAUCACAGAGUGGACUGAGAAAGAGGAUCUGAAGAGACAUCGGGUGAAGAUCAACAGAGUUAGCACUACAGAGAGUUCAGAAAGCUCAGCAGAAGAUGAAGCGGAAUCUAAGGAGACGUUCAUCACAAAAGACUCCAUCAAAGCUUCCUUGUUGGAGGAGGAAAAGCAAAAGGAAGAGGAACCCAAGAAAGGUAAGAAGCCAGGAAAAGCAGCGCCAGCCAAGGGCAAGAAGCAGACGGAUGAAGCGAAGUCUAAAGAUUCCAAGAAAAGUGAUAAAUCUGCCGCGACUGCUAAGAAAAGCAAAGCCGAAAAGGACAGUAUCUCAUCCUUGACUUCAGACCUGUCCUUUUCCAGUAGACCUGAUCUCAAAGACGAGCCCAGCACUGGAUUCACAGGCUUCCAUAUGGAUGGGAUGUUGAUCCAUUUGUUGGGUCAACUCCAGUACCUCUUUCCAUCAGAUGGGGGUCACAUCACCGUGGAGACCAUCAACUACGUGGAAGGUUCUAGCAUGCUGAAAGUGGCUGUGAGGAAGGAUGAUCAUCAUUUCUACACACAUAUCAGCCAUGUUGUCCAAACAGCCAAAAGUGAAGUCAAAGACGCCACACCAACAGAACAUCCUGUGAAGAUGACCGCAGUGAAGUGGCGGUCCUUCUCGGCCUUGCUGGAUAAUGGUGUCCAUCUCUCCUAUAGUUUCUAUGGGCCAACGGGAGAAUACAAAGAGAGUCACAAGGAAACUGAAAUAGAGCCACAAAAGGCCAUGGAACCAGUGGAAGAUCUGAAUCCAUCUGUGGAAGAAACUCCAAACAUUGACAACGACCCUUCAGAGGUGUGUGAAGGCCAAUCACAAGAGUCGUUAAUUGCAUUCAAGAGCCUCAACUUGUCCCUCCCUUGCGGCCUGCUGUUGCAGUUUCUGCGUGAUGAAGAGGACCCGAGUAUGCUUGUGCGACUGAGUUUUCACACCCCGGGCCAUCAGGACCCCUCCCUUGCCAAAGAGGCGUCUCGCAUUGUUACCAGCCAUGGAGCCGUGAUCCGAUACAUGAAGGACGGCUCCUCAGAGUUGCUAUUUGCAGAUGGUUCAAUCAGUUCCAGCUCGGACUCUGGUCCAGUAUGGGUGCAGGAAAUUGACUGCAGCUCCACAGAAGAGCAAAAUUCAGAGAAGCCGACUCUUCCUCCUCGAGGUUUUUGGACAACUACGACUCCCUCUGGUGCUCGAAUCAGUACCAUUGGUACCACACAAAAAUAUAACCCAACGACCCCUCUUCUAACAUACAAUAAGUCAGACCCGGUGACUCAAGAGAUGAUGUUGAGCCGAGAAGAUCUAGUGGUCUUAGUGCAGAAACCAGACGGAUCUUUGAUUGUUGAACAUGCAGAUGGAACCAGGAUCACCACGCUCUACCAUGACAGGCCACCGAGCAUGUGUGAUGACAGGGGGCCUGCUGGGGAGACUGGGGAAGGAAGCGCUGACACACAUUCUUGUGGUAGCAUCCCCUUCAAAGAGAAGGUGGUGUUAGUAGAGAACGAGUCUUUCGCCACCGUGGUGAUGUACCCAGAACGACACAUAGCUGAAAUCUGGUUGGCGGAUGGGACUAUCAUUACUGGGAAUAACAAGGGAGCCUAUCAGGUGGUCCCAUCCAGCAUGGGGCUUCUGCAGAUCCUAAGUGACGGCACAUUUGUUUACUCCAGUGGGACCCCUCAGGGUGCCCACUCCUCUUUCAUAAUGAGCCACACAGACCGUGUGGCCUUUGACUUAACAGACCUCCAUGGAAACCACUUCCAGGUAUUGGAAGAUGGCCAAGUAACAGUCCAUAAUGUUGGCCCAGCUCCAGGAAUGCUGCCGGAGGAAGAGGAGGAGGAGGAGGAGGAGGAAGAAAAGGAAGGGGAGGACACAGAAAUAUCUAUGUGUCAUGGGAAGCCCAGAGGAAAUUAUCCCAGGCUCUUCUUGGUCCAUGAGGAUGGAUCCGGUUCUGAACUUCUGAAUUCUCAAACUGUGGUGGAACUGCUGGACCAGGCUCACUUAGACCCCACUGUGGCUCUGCUGAAGGAUCCACUACCAGACACACAAGAUGAGUUUGGCAUCACCUUCCUGAAGCCCAGCAAUGAGAGCAUGCGCUCCAAAUGGGUGCAAGAAAAGCAGGACCUUAAUGUCAUGCUUCAGAACUUUAGGAACCGCAGUUCGCAUGAAUUUCCCUCUGUUGAGUUCCAGAAAAGUUCAAGUCCUUCAGGGACCACCACAGUACGAGGUCUGACCCUGGGAAACUGGGUUGGUCGAUCAUCAGUAGCCAUUGUAGCCAUGCAGAGCUGCCCUAAGGUCCUGGAAAUUAGGGAAAUUUGUCAGCACCGAGCCAUCACCAGAAGGUUUAAGAAUAUUAUGGAUAUGCGACUGAAGGGCUACAUUGAGAGUUUGAUGGAAAAGGCACAGUGGUCAGCAGAUGUGAUGCUCAAGGAUCCUCGCAGUGAAGAGGAGCGUGUCCAUGCAGGUGUUCUGCUUACUCAGUCUCUUAUAGAGAUAAAAGAUGAACACACCCUUGAAAACAGGACCCCAGGAGAUAUUGGCAACCUGUACAGUCAAGCCAUGCAAGCGCCAGCUGAGGUGUUGGAUGAUUCUGAGGAUCUCGCUAUUGCACCGAGCGCCAGCUGUGAGGUCAAAGAGACAAAAUGGACUGACAGACUGGAGCAGCACAGACAGGAGCUGUUUGAGGUGAAAUAUUGCGUCGAUGCCCUGAAGAAGAAGCUCAUUGUACCAUACUUCCACCCAGAAAACGUCUCUGUACACCAGAAUCUUCUCCACCUUGGAAGUCCAGACAUUACGAGGCCAAUCUUUGAAACCUUUCCCAGACCAGACGAUACAAUGGAAGCCUUCAACUUUGAUGUCCUACAACACUACACACCACAACCCUCCAUCUCAACACAAACUCAUUCUGCCAUCCCAACACCAACUCAUUCUGCCAGUCGGGCAGCAGUGAGGAGCAGGACACCUGCAAUGAGACCUCAAACUGCAGGUCACAGCAGUCGGACGGACUACUGUAGCCCGCUCAGGUCAGCCCAGGUGAAUGUGAUCGGGGAGCCCAGACGUACGAUAGUGAGACUACCGCCAACAAUUGUCAGCUCCAAACCCUACAGUGUGCCAAAUUACCAUUUCCACUCUGUGGAGGAGCCGGUGCGCCGCAGGUGUCGUACCAUUUCACUAGCUGGUCCGGGUGCUGUCAUGAGGGGCUUUGAGCUUCGACCGUCCAGCGUUGACUUUGGGACACAGAAGGAGGGAACUUCUUCUGCUAUCACCGUGGUGAUGAAGAAUGUGGGCGUGGACACCUGCAGAUUCCACAUCAUACAACCUCCCACCUCUUCAGGCCUGCGUGUCAAGUACCACCCAGGGCCUGUGCCUGCAGGUUUGCACAUUGAACUGCAGAUUGAGCUGUUUGCCAUGUGUCAGGUCCAAGAAGGCAACAUGGACCCCAGGAAGUACAUCUUCCAGGACAUUGUCAUCCGCACAGAAACUGACAUCCUCUAUCUGCCUGUCAUGGCCAUCAUCCUGCCUGAGGGCUUGUAUGACAUUUGGCUGAAGGAUCACUCUAGUCCAAGCAGCAGGAAACACUUGAGGCAGCCCAAACAGUCCUCCAGCCUUCCAGCAGCUCAGGGUCUUGGACAGACUUCACCCAGUGGACGAGGGGUGGGCGCUGCAGCACACACAGGGCACCAUAAAGGCAACGCAAGUCUGUGAUCAACAGUGCUAUCAGAUGAAAGAUGAGUAAAGAAAAGCUAAUAAAGAUUUAAACUAUGUAUUUUUCAAUAAUCCAGUCAAAUUUGAGAUUUCACAUGAAUACAAAUCAAAAUUAACCAGCUUUGAAUACAUUAUGUUAAUAAAACAAUGUGGGAGUAAUGUCAAACAUGUCAUUUCCUAAUGACAUAUUGUGUUCUAUAUUAUGUCAUUAAGAAAUGACAUGUUUUCCCCAGACACGAUUAAUUAUGACCUUUUAGGAUUUUCUAUGCAUCAAGAUGACAUAUAUUGUAGCUGUUAACAUAAAAAAGUUAUUUCACUUUUUUUUUCCAAUUACAAUGAACUUAUCUUAUAUUAAUCAUACCCAGGAGAGCUCAUUGGUCAGCGCUCUUUAUUAUUUACUUUCUACUCCUAUUCCCACCUACCUCAGGAAUCACACUCAGACGCUCACUCAUUCAAACACUCAUAGGUAACCCUUGAGGUGUCAUCAUUGACUAUUAUCUUUAGCACUUACUUAGUUUUUCAACAAUAUGUUUUUCAAGCAACUAGCACAUAACAUUACUCUGUGUGGGGUAGAUGAAACACCCUGCAAUGUACAAACCCCAAAACCAGUGAAGUUGGCACGUUUCGUAAAUCGUAAAUAAAAUCAGAAUACAAUGAUUUGCAAAUCCUUUUCAACCUAUAUUCAGUUGAAUAGACUGCAAAGACAAGAUAUUUAACGUUCAAACUGGAAAACUUUAUUUUUUUUUGCAAAUAUCAGCUCUUUUGGAAUUUGAUGCCUGCAACAUGUUUCAAAAUAGCUGGCAAAAGUGGCAAAAAAGACUGAGAAAGUUGAGGAAUUCUCAUCAAACACUUGUUUGGAACAUCCCACAAGUGAACAGGCUAAUUGGGAAAUGGUGGGUGCCAUGAUUGGGUAUAAAUGCAGCUUUCAUGAAAUGCUCAGUCAUUCACAAACAAGGAGUGGGCGAGGGUCACCACUUUGUGAACAAAUGUGUGAGCAAAUUGUCGAACAGUUCAAUAACAACAUUUCUCAACGAGCUAUUGCAAGGAAACUAGGGAUUUCAAGAUCUGUGGUCCGUAAUAGCAUCAUAAGGAUCAGAAAAUCUGGAGAAAUCACUGCACGUAAGAGAUGAUAUCACAGACUUCUGAUCUCUUAGGCGGUACUGCAUCAAAAAGCGACAUAAGUGUGUAAAGGAUAUCACCACAUGGGCUCAGGAACACUUCAGAAAACCACUGCCAGUGACUAGAGUUUGUCGCUACAUCUGUAAGUGCAAGUUAAAACUCUACUAUGCCUGUAUCAACAACACCCACAAGUUCCGCCGGCUUAGCUGGGCCCGAGCUCAGCUAAGAUGGACUGAUGGAAGGUGUAAAAGUGUUCUGUGGUCUGACGAAUCCACAUUUUAAAUUGUUUUUGGAAACUGUGGACGUCAUGUCCUUUGGAACAAAGAGGAAAAUAACCAUCCGCAUUGUUAUCGGCGCAAAGUUCGAAAGGUUUUGAAGCAACAUAUGUUGCCAUCCAAGCAACGUUAUCAUGGAUGCCCCUGCUUAUUUCAGCAAGACAAUGCCAAACCACGUGUUACAACAGCGUGGUUUAAUAGUAAAAGAGUGCUAGACUGGCCUGCCUGUAGUCCAGACCUGUCUCCCAUUGAAAAUGUGUGGCCCAUUAUGAAACCUAAAGUACCACAACAGAAACCCCGGACUGUUGAACAACUUAAGCUGUACAUCAAGCAAGAGUGGGAAAACAUUCCACCUCAAAAGCUUCAUAAAUUGGUCUCAUUUCCCAAAAGUUUGAGUGUUGUUAAAAGGAAAGGCCACGCAUUCCUAAAAAUGACCCUGUGACAACUUUUUUGCAAUGUGUUGCUGCCAUUAAAUUUUAAGUCAAUGAUUAUUUGCAAAAAAAAUGUUUCUCAGUUUGAACAUUAAAAACCUUGUUUUUGCAGUCUAUUCAAUUGAAUAUAAGGAUUUGGAUUUGCCAAUCAUUGUAUUCUGUUUUUAUUUAUGAAUGACACAAUGUGCCAACUUCACUGGUUUUUGUAUGUCAUCUGUCAUACUGAUUACUUGUAAACUUGUAAAUGUUAUUUUUUGCAAAAAUUAGCUCAUUACCCUGUAUCAGGAGCCUGCAGUAUCGACCGUUGAGCUUAUCCUUGGUCUCUUCAAAGUUUGAUCUUCGCUCAUAUAAAAAUGUAAUCAUUGAAUUAUGAUAGAGGUGAAAUUAAAGCUUCCACGUUAUGGAUUUAAACCCAGUACUAUUGACUGAUAGGCAGCAGUCUUAACCAUUGAGCUAUCCUAAGGCUUGUUGUAAGUAGAGUCUGGCUCAUGAAUAAACUGCCUCCCGUGGACAGUUUAUCAUUCAGUCUACGGUUCUGAGAUGCAGAUUUAGGGAAAAUGAGUAAAGAGAAAGAAAAAAAACUCAGAAAUGGCUAUUUUGUUGAAAUACCAGAAAACCAAAUGUAAGACAUCAUGCAACGCUCAAUGCGAUAUAAAGCAGUGACAAACAUUAGCCAUGUUACAAGUUGAAGUUUGAUGAUUAAAAUAUUAUUAGCAUUUAGAGUUACCUGCAAGUCUUGAACCGUCUGAUGACAUGUUUAUCUACAUGUCCAUCACUUGCUUUGUAAUGAUAUUCUGUACAACACCUGUAGCAACGCAAACGUUUAGUUAAGAUGUCUAAUAAACAAUUUGACAUCAA